Molecule: messenger RNA, 3994 nt
Organism: Etheostoma cragini (Arkansas darter)
Lineage: Eukaryota; Metazoa; Chordata; Actinopteri; Perciformes; Percidae
Gene: cnsta
Product: consortin, connexin sorting protein a
Exons: 13
Coding region: 240-2651 (803 amino acids)
Biological process (GO): positive regulation of Golgi to plasma membrane protein transport
Cellular component (GO): trans-Golgi network; plasma membrane; transport vesicle
Molecular function (GO): connexin binding
Source: RefSeq, a predicted model, not a curated record
UACUGACUGUGUUGAUACAGAAGGUGGCGACAGUGCAUCCUGCUCCCUCCAACAACAGCAGGCGUGAUGACAGCGGUAGCAACGACCCCUGACUGCUGGUUACACCUACAGUCAUUAACGUUACAACAUCCGCAGCAAAGUGUCUAAUGCCCGAGUUUUUACCAUUCAGCCAACCUUUUCAGCCACUUGAAUAAGGCCUUGUCAAAUAGGCGCCGCUGACCUUGUGAGGGUGGUGCCAGAUGGAUAAUGGGGGUGGGCUUGAGAGGGAGGGCCGAGUAAUGUCACAAGUUCAGGUGGGUGGGGUGGACCUCUGUGAUAACCUCCCCAGCCCUGAAGCUCUCACUGCCCAAACUCGCAAUCUCAACCAGACAAACACGCUCACAGAGAUUCAACGUCUCUGUCCAUCGCAAGACAAAGACGGAGGAGGGAUCAUCCAAAAAGCCCCAGUCAACAACAAUGGGAAGGACAUCGAGAAGGAGCGUGGAAGAGGAAGAGAAGACGAUGAGGAAGAAGAUGUUGAUGAGGUGAUGAAGGAAGAAGAAGAGGAGGAAGAGUCAGAGGAAUCAAGCUGUCUAAUUCGCUGCCAGUCUCCAGACACUCCAAUGACUGAUUCCUCCUAUUCAGAAACCGGUAGUCUGUUAGAGACUCCAUGUGCUUUCAGCCCCGGGACCAGUCCAGAGCCUACAUCUCCUGUCAUUCCAGUGGUCGGUCCAGAAACAACAUAUCCCACCAGUCAGGUUGAACUGAGCCAGAUUGAUGUCAAAGUGGACUCUCAUAAUACUAAAUCAAUUGCUUCCACCACAGGGUCCAUUACACUGGGACCCACCUUCACCACAGGGCCUAUAGAUUCUAAUACACUUGCUACAACCUCAGACACCAGGCCUACCAGCCCACAUGGGCCUACCUGCAUCACAGAAGCUACAGACGAGAUAGCAAAGAAUACCCACUUCAUUACAAAUCAUGUCACCUCUUCCACAGGACCUAUCGCCUCAACUGCAGAGACAUUUACAGUAACUGCUUGCACCACAAGGCUUAAUACUUCUGUUGCUUCCACCGAUUUGAGUGCAGGACCCCUUACCUUCACCACAGGGCCUAUGGUUACCAGUACAGAAUUCACUACCACCACAGGACAUAUAACGUCAAAUUGGGAACACAUUACCUCCACACCAGUGCCCACUUGUUUCUCAGUCUCCAGCUGCACCACAGGGCAUAUUCCAAGCCCUACCCUGCUGGAGUCUCUGGAGGAGUUGGCACAAAGAGGAGAUGACACUCACCUACCACAGUACCUACACCAGAUUGCCGAGGCCUUUGUCCUUCAGAAAGACUACCAGCGGGCAUUAUGGUGCAUCCGACUAGAGAGACUCUAUCAUCAGAGAGUAUUGGUCAAUCUGAAUGCACUACAGGAACAGUGGGAAAGUCAGUGUAGAGGUUCUUUCUCAGACCUCGCAACCCAACAUCUGGACACUCUUAAAAACAUCUGCGAGACGCACAGUCGACCAGGAGCUAGAAAUGCUGUGUGUGUAUCUCUGGACCUUUUGAGGCCUGCACUUGAAGAAGGUGGUGCACUGUCUUCAUGUACCUCAGCCCAUCAGGAUGACAAAGGGAUAGAGCAGAGAGCCGGAGACUCCUUCUGUUCUCAAAGCAGCCAUUCAGUCAUACCAUCCUUUAAGUUGACUGAUAGGCUCAAUUCCCCUGAGAUCCCCGAAAAGGACAAGGAAGACCCAGACUGGGAAGUAGAGGGAAAGGACUGUUUCUAUGGAGAUCAGCUGACUGACAAGCAAGGCAGCGACAAGGAGGGAGGAGAAGCAGAAGGAGUGGAAGGAUACACCAUUUCAUUCAUAGGAAAUGGACUGCACCUCUCUACAGUUGGAGAAAUGGAUCAGUCCAAGCCUGCAGAGCAGCAGAGAGGAGAUUUAGGUCCUGCACAGGAGAAGGAGGCAAAAAGAGGCAGAGAGGAGAGGGACGUGGCGGAGGCAGCGGGGAAUUUGGAGAUGCAAGGUGAGGUAGAUGGAGAAGAGAAGGAGAAGGAACGAGACUCUCCUCUAUGUCAGAAAGCUCUCCUAGUGGAGACUCCGGUCAGAAGGGCAGAGGUGGAGGUACAACAGCUGCACCAGGAAGCCCUAGCUGAGGAGAAGCUACAUGAGGAGACCCAGCAGGAGCAGGAGGAAGAGGAAGAUGAGGAGGAGGAAGAGGAGGAGGAGGAGGAUGAGUACAAAAUUAAUCGAGUUGACAUAAUUAGAGAAGCAUCCUCACUGGACGACAUGGCUAAACUCAUCACUGUAGAGGAGAUGUCUCCUUCCUCUGGCUUGGUUUCCAUAUUGAAGAAGCGGCAAGUUUGUGUGGACAACAAGAGUGGGUCUGCCAGCUCAGAGCCCCAACACGACAACGUCCCUGCUAAAAGACGCGUCCACUUCCAAGUCCCUGAAGAUGGCUACGAACCUGAUGUUGGCGGUGGAGACUCCUGUCUGCUUCUUUUCCUGCUGUGUCUGGUUACCGUAGUGAUCAGUGUGGGUGGCACCGCCCUUUACUGUGCUCUGGGCGAUGCUCACUCGUCAGUCUGUCAGGACUUCUCCAGAAAUGCAGAGUUCUACAUGGGCCAAAUACAGCACGGGAUAGCUCAGAUCCAACAUUGGUUUGUCCCCCGGUCAUAGCAGUAAAGAGUUUGUCAACAUUGUGGAACCACUGGCCUUACUGUUUAUCACUGUGGGCUCCAGCAGCCCCUGCUGAUUCAUGGGACAAUGUUUUCAGUGGUAAUGGUACCAGGUAGCUGCUCAAUCCCUGCCAAUGUGGAGAAAGUGGCUUUUAUGCUGCCUAAUUGGCUAAAUGAUUAUAUCAGGUGCAGUUGGUAAUUGUAAGCCUGCACUACUGCAUUUUUAAUGCUCUUUGAAUACAAUCUUAGGGUUCAUUGAGCCUAAAAGUCAUAGGUCAGAUGUCUCCUUACAACAGUAGUUUGAAAGGGUAAGUAGAGAGAAGGAAUGGAGACUGCUUAACAGCAGGUCAAGAACUGACCUACACACAUCUCUACCCUGUCCGGAUCAAAGAGGUUAUAACAUUUUAAGCUAAGUUUAGAAAGUGUCAUAAUGAACUAGUCAACACAUUAACUGUCAACCAGUGAGUUUUAAAAGUCCCCGAUAGUUGAAUCAACCCUGACUGGAAACACACGUUCACUGACUUCUCUAAUACUCAACGCCCUCUGUUAAGAAUAAGAAUAAAUUAGUAAAGGCUGCCACCCACGGAGAUGUAAAAAAAAAUAUGUAUAAUGUUUAGUUUGUAAACGGGGGGGGGGACAGAGAUGCUCUCUACCCACACACACACUGCACACGUGGGAAGUGGCCCAAUGGGCAUUUUACAAACUCCUGCAACCACUAGUGUUUUAUUAUCUUUUAUUGUUGAAUUUUAAAAUUGUAAAUGGAAUUUUAAAAUGAACAUACAUUCUUUGUUCUACUACUUGGAAUGAAAUAAUUGUGUCUUAAUCAACCUUUGAAUGAACAUUUGGAGUUUAUUUAGUUUAGACUUUGCUUUGUGUCACCUCUGGGGAAUUUAUGUAUCAUUCACGUUUGACACAAGCAUCCUGUUGCUGUCCUUUUCUGUACUGCACUUUUUGCAGUGAGCUGACAUGGCUGCCACUGGAGACUAGUCCAAACUGUCCAUUAAUGGGUUUUAAUGAGCUAUAUUAAGCUUUGUGUAGCAUAUGCAACAUGAACAGGAACACAAUGCACCUCUGUAUAUAUUGUCAAAAGAAUGUUUAACAUGUUGCACAUAAGGCUGGUACGAUUCUUUUUUUUUUUUUUAAGAUAUUGCAAUAUUUCUACAGGAACGGUUGUUUUGGUCCUGGACUAAAUGCAAGCUGUACAUGAUUUGAUCAGGAACAAAAAACUGUUUCAGGUUCAUUAUGAAAGGUUCAUGCCAGUGAACAACAGUUAUGCACAGAUAACUUUCACAGAAAAUACUCAACUCUUAAGCAGGUCUGGCUAGUUAUGGAAUAUUUCUGGAG